Ziziphus jujuba (common jujube) is the source of this 804-nucleotide messenger RNA. RefSeq lists its product as uncharacterized. Lineage: Eukaryota; Viridiplantae; Streptophyta; Magnoliopsida; Rosales; Rhamnaceae. Gene Ontology annotation, molecular function: fatty acyl-CoA hydrolase activity. The coding region runs from base 71 to 544 and encodes 157 amino acids. The record is from RefSeq and is a predicted model, not a curated record. The transcript has 3 exons.
UUCUGACAUUCGGAGCCAAUAUACAGACACGAUUAGUUAUCCACAUGAUCAUCUUCCCAAUUGGCCCGACAUGGAGAAAGCGAAGAGGUUUCUGAAACUGACGGACGAUGAGUCCGAAAGCGUGUCGCGACUCGUCGUUCCCUGUCACCAAGCCGGUAACUCCAGCUUCUACGAGGAUUUCGCUCUCAGAGGAAUCCGAGUCGACCGAGUUGAACCCGGACUCGUGGCUUGUACUUUGAAGGUUCUUCCUCGCUUCAUUGAUAGGGAAGGAAAUUUAGCUAACGGUGAGAUCGCAAAUCUUGUGGAUGAGGUUGGUGGUGCCGUAGUUCAUGUCGAGGGUCUGCCUAUGAACGUCUCGGUGGACAUGUCCAUCUCAUUUCUUACGACCGCCAAGCUCAAUGAUGAGUUAGAGAUCACUGCAAGAGUUUUAGGACAAAGAGGGAGGUACUCUGCAACAGUUGUGCUGGUGAGAAACAAAGCAACUGGGGAGAUUAUCGCUGAAGGUAGGCAUUCAUUGUUUCGUCAACGUGCGAGCAAAAUCUGAUUAUAAUUAUUACAUGUGAAAGGAAAAUUUUCCGGGGUACAUUUAUUCUGAAUUCCUGUCUUGUUCAUAUAAAUCAUACACUUUGUUUCAUCGUUUUUGUAGAGAUUUAGUAUUCUGUCUCUAAAACGGUGUUUCUGAGUUUUAGAGAGGUUGUAACUUGAAUUAAAAGGGUACUUUCAAAAGAGCCUUCUCUAUUUUGUAUCUUGCAUGUAUACAUUUUGUGUUUUUAGAAAAUAUUAUAUGUCACUUUUACAUUUCAA